AUGGCAAUUUAUUAUAUGUAUUUGGUGCGAGAUUUCGAUUACUGGAGUAAGCAGGGUAUUGUAGGCCCCAAACCUAUACCUAUUUUUGGCAACUUUUUGGAGACAUUUCUCGUCCCACUCCACGAGACGGAACUUAAAUGGCAUCAACGCUACGGAAAAGUAUACGGACACUUUAUGGGCAAACUACCGAUCCUGAACAUCGCCGACCCCGAGCUAAUCAAAGCGAUUCUUGUGCGCGAUUUUCACCAAUUUCACGAUCGCACCAAACUAUGGCUGUCCAACAAUAACAUAAUGGUUCGCAACGUUCACCAGUUGACGGGCGACGACUGGAAACGGGUUCGCUCUAUAGUGACCCCUGUGUUCACGGCCACCAAACUGCGGCAAAUGGAGCCCCGCGUACGCGACUGUUUGCGCGACGUGUGCGACCACUUGUUGGACGAUUGCGCCCGAAGUGGCCGUACGAUCGACACGUUCGCCGUAUUCGCCAAAUACUCGAUGGACGUGAUCGCCAGCAGUGUAUUCGCCACCAAAAUCAAUGCUUACGAGUCGUCCGGCGAGCGCGAGAAUCCCUUCGUGACGAACGCGCGGCUCAUGUUUAACGGCGCGCCCCUCAAGGAGUUGGCGACCGUAGUGUUGCCGCGAGUCGUUCAGAAAUGGCUCCGACUGUCCCAAACUACGGCCUCUAUGUUCUUCAUUCGAUGCGUUCGGCACAUGAUUUCCGUGAGGCGUCAGACGCCGACCCAUAAGUACAACGAUUUCAUUCAACUGCUUAUGGAGGCCGAGCGGGCGGACACCUGUCCCCCACGUGACGAGUACGACGUCAACGACGCCCAUCACAUGAACGAGGGCGAGGAAGAGUUGGCUGUCGACCAAAAGGCGUUCGACAUUCGAGUGGCGGACAAACAGCUGUCGGAGGACGAGGUCGUCGCUCAGGCGAUACUCUUCCUGUUGGCCGGCUAUGUGGCGACGGCGGCAGCGCUGGCCUACUCGACCUACGAGCUGGCGCUCAACCCACACAUCCAACAGCGACUAUACGACGAAAUAAUGGAGGCGUCCGCCGAUGGGGAGCCGACGUACGACCGGUUGGCAGCGCUGCCCUAUAUGGACGCCGUCCUAUCGGAGACUCUGCGCCGGUAUUCGCCGGCCGUACCGCUGGCACGGGUGGCGCUCGUCGACUAUAAACUCGGCGACACCGGCGUCACCAUCAAAGCGGGCCAACAGAUCGAGAUCCCGAUGUACGCCAUACAGCACUCGCCCCACUUCUACCCCAAC
Messenger RNA from Oppiella nova, 1272 nucleotides. NCBI's taxonomy places the organism in Eukaryota, Metazoa, Arthropoda, Arachnida, Sarcoptiformes, Oppiidae. The record is from the annotation of a GenBank genome assembly.